CUCGAAUGACAAGUGAAGCGUGCGACAAAAUGCAUUGCGUGAAAAUUACGUGGCGUUGGAAAUUCUCAGCCAAGAAAUAAAAUAAAUAGAUUUGAGUUAUGCUGUGCUAUCAUGUAAACGGAUGAUUGGCCUGAAAACAAAGAAGACAAGCAGAAUUAGUGUGUUAAAUCAUGGCGGGAACCUUGCCGAAAGGAACUUAUCCGCCGCCCUCAAUGGCAAUGGGUCCGAAAAACCCUACCCUAAUGAGUAAUCAUUUUAUGAACGCUAACACAAACAGUCCCUCUGGAUCACUAUCUAGGCCAAUGGGAACUCUCGACUCCAAUAACUCGGGUCAGACAGCCGAAAAUACCAUGACUUCAGUACCGAUUAGAAAUAGAUUCGGUAGUGAGAUAUCUUCUGAAAUGCAGCAGGGUAACCCUUAUCAAGGCAGUCCAAUUCAUCAGAUACAGUCAUCUAACGCGAGUAUACCACCCCCUAGUGGCACGCACAGAGGCGGUAUGUUUCCACUUUCGGUCGGUGUCCAGCAGCAAAAGUGGGACGCUUCGCAGGAGGGAAGUUUGGGAGGCGCCGGAGGCAUUUAUGGAACCGCGAUGUCCUCGCAACAGUUGGAAUCGAUCCCGAUGAGGUCUAUGGGAACCCUAAGUGAAACUGGAGAAGAGCGGAGACCUGCUGUGAUGAACUCAACGACAGCGUUAUCUGUGGCAAGUGGAUCUGUGAUUCCUUCGUUGAGUGGAACCGGCACUGGACCCCUGGGGCUGAAUCACCCACCCUGGCUCACUCACAACUCCUCGAACGCACCACCCGCUUCAAAAUCUGUCUCUUUUCUCUAUGCUAUGCUCUUUGCCCUCAUUGGUCUGGUGUUGCUAUUCGCAAAGUUCUUUUCGGCGUCUGGAAUGCGCGAUUUGUACAUAGAUAUUUUCGCUGUUUACAUGUUUGGAUUCGGCUUUGUAGCUUGUUUGUAUCUUUGUGUGGUCAAUUUUUUCAUCAGAAAAACAACAGCUGCAAUGAAUCAGCAAAUGAUGGGCGAUCAGCAAACGCAGCUGCUCUACUCGGGGAGUAAUAAUGGGGACGGGUCAAACGGGGGGCUGCUACGUGAUGAAUCGAACGGAUCAUUUUACUCCAAGGCUGCUCUGGUGUUGUUCUUUGUUGUUGCGUUUAUCCAUUUGGUAGUAUCGAUUGCAGAGCAGUUCACUGCAGAUGUAGACGUGUCCUGCUUCACAAUUCUGCGUCUAGUUGUGCUCGUGCUCCAAAUCCUCUUCCUCUCUUCCCAGCUGAUGCUAACAGUGUUCUUCUCAAAAGACUACAUUGUAUCGCUCUCAGGACUAGCACGCAUGUCUAUUAGUCAUGCCAUAGCUGCCAAUGCUUUCUACUGGAUCCUCUCGCUCUCCAAAGAGACUCUGGAGUCCUUGGAGUUCUCACAGCCAGGAAUUGACAAAGAACUUUUGAUUAACGGAAGAAGGAUAACAGGCGAUUGCUUCAGGAGAUCUCUAAAUGCAAUUUCGCAGUUCGAAGAACGAUUUUCGUUCUUAUUUUUCUGCUUUUUGUCAUCUUUUCUGCUGUACUCGACAAGUUUACUCAGUAAAAUGUGGACAAAUUGUGGUAAAAAGACUUCGUCAAUUAGGAAGAAGUUAGCUCAGCAAAAUUACGAUUCUUGGGUGCCGCGAGAUGAGAACAAACGGCUAUUCACGUGUAACUUCAAGAUCUGUGAAGUGUUGUGCGGAUUUGGAAUCGGCUUUGUUGCUUUGUUCUCUUGUGUCGGAACUGUAGUUAUCGACCAAGUUUUGGCACAAACCGACGUUCCGAAUCACAGCUUUGUUCUUUUCUACCACGUAGUGGUGUGUGUCGUAUGUCUUGCGGUUCUCGGAUUCAUGCUUCCAUUGGCAACGUGUAUUAUAAAAGGUCACCCAAAAAGGUCAAAAGGGGUGAUCAAUUGGAUGAGUCAACCAGUUAUAGCGGUCACUUCGUUAGCUACACUCACGUACUCGGUAUUUAAUGCCAUGUGGGCCUUGUUUAUUUUAAUAAACGGAGAAUCUUUAGCAGAAACAGAUGGCGAGAAAAACAGCGAAUCUGACCAGAACAAAUAUGACUCCUCAAGUGCUCAGUUUGAAGUCCACCUUAUAGCUGCAUGUCUAUUUUCGCUGAAUGUUUUCAGAACUAUUGAAGUCGUGUUGCAGAGUAUAUACUUGUCGGACGCAAUGAAACGACAAGUAGUGACAUCCAGUAAUGGGAACGACAACAGUAGUGGCGACGAUGACGAUGACCUUUCGUGGGCCGAACGGACGUCUUCAAGUCGUGUCUUCGUUAUUUUAUUUCUAUUUGUCAACCUAGCACUAGCAAUCGCAGAAAUGUAUGAAAUGACUAAUAGUUCGGUUAUUAAUUGGCAGCAAGUUCAGUUUUUGGGCUCGAUUAAGUGGUGCUUGUUUGUUCACCUUGUCGGCGCUUUUGUUUGUUUGUAUCGAAUUCAUUCUGUAGUUUGUCUGUUGGAUAUAUUGAGGAUUGCCUUUUAGUUUUCUAUCAAUCUUUGUAAGUGAAAUUUGUUCGUGAUCGAAAACUUCUGUUAAUUAUGUGCAUGCGUGGAAUAUUUUUGCAGAUCCAUAAGUUUUUUUUUCAUAGCCCGUGAUUAUGUUCAUGGAUCAAGCGUUUUUAGAGAGCUGAUUUUUUCUACUUCAGAGCAAUGAACUUUUUUAAAUACCUAUGUGCUUUCAUGCUAUUGUAGCAGCUUAACAUUUGAUGCUUUUCUCUGCCAAUUCGGCAAUUUUUUUGCUGUGAACGCGCGAAUUUUCACGAAAUAAUUCAAAUUGGCUCAAAGUAUCCAGAAAUCUAAUUUUAUUGGUUUUGUUACGGCUGUUUUUGAGCGAUUUUUUCAGCACUGAAACCCAUUUGAUUUCUCAUCACUUAUUGAUUUGCAAUUGAAUUAGCAAGAAUAAGAUUUGCUUAUGGUUGAUGCAUAAAUAGUAAAGAAUAUGAGCCAUUUAUUACUGUGUUCAAACUGCCUUUAAUUUUAAUUAGACCUGACCGGCGGCCAAAUAAGUUGCCGCCAGCAGGGGCGGGGGGGGGCCUUAUACUUUUUUCUAGUAUCCCCUUUUUGGUGAU
Molecule: messenger RNA, 3093 nt
Organism: Symsagittifera roscoffensis
Lineage: Eukaryota; Metazoa; Xenacoelomorpha; Acoela; Convolutidae
Exons: 3
Coding region: 171-2507 (778 amino acids)
Biological process (GO): proton transmembrane transport
Cellular component (GO): membrane
Molecular function (GO): proton channel activity
Source: RefSeq, a predicted model, not a curated record